Molecule: messenger RNA, 871 nt
Organism: Aspergillus brunneoviolaceus CBS 621.78
Lineage: Eukaryota; Fungi; Ascomycota; Eurotiomycetes; Eurotiales; Aspergillaceae
Product: mitochondrial pyruvate carrier family protein
Exons: 4
Coding region: 95-622 (175 amino acids)
Biological process (GO): pyruvate import into mitochondria
Cellular component (GO): mitochondrial inner membrane
Molecular function (GO): pyruvate transmembrane transporter activity
Source: RefSeq, a predicted model, not a curated record
CCCGACACUCUCCGCUCUCACCCUUCCGAACUCUCCCAUAACACACGCCUUCGCCCGCCGCGCUCGGUCUAAAUUCAUCUCAACCCCCUUCACAAUGUCGUCUCGUGUCGGUCUCCGCUUUUUCCAGAACUCUCGCGCUGCUUUCCGCAAUGCAUAUGGCCCCUUCCGUCGGCCUGGCGCCCAGGGUUUCCGGUUCCAGAGCUCAGAUGCCGCCGCGGCCGAGCAACAGAGCACUUUCCAGCGCCUAUGGAACAGCCCGGUCGGUGUGAAGACGGUGCAUUUCUGGGCCCCGGUUAUGAAGUGGGCACUCGUCAUUGCCGGCAUUUCCGAUCUUAGCCGUCCCGCCGAGAAGCUGUCCCUGACCCAGAACGGUGCUCUGAUGGCCACCGGUGCUAUCUGGACUCGCUGGUGUAUGAUCAUCACUCCCAAGAACUACCUGCUUGCUGCUGUCAACUUCUUCCUUGGCAUCGUCGGUGUCGUCCAGGUCACCCGUAUCGUUCAGUACCGCCGUAGCUUGGAUGGCUCUACCACGGAGGCUGUGAAGGAUCUGGAGAAGGAGGUGGUUGAUGAUGCCAAGGCUGUUGCUGCUACCACCGAAGCCGCUGUCAAGAAGUCGGCUUAAAUGUCCCUUUUUGGGCGACCGAGAAGGGGGUUUGAUCAUGUAAGCUGGACACUCCGUCAAAAUUAGAUUAGAUUCCUUUCAUAUCUUCGAAACAUGGGAUUGUCGGUGUACCACUCGGAUGGUCUAAGGAGCAGCGACCGUGGAGGCGCGGAGAAAUCCCGCUAGGACUUUUUUCUUUCUUUUUUUUUUUUUUACCAUUUUGCGCAUGUAUAUAUUUCCAUUGACUAGAAUGAAAGAUUUGAAGCUGAA